UUACUGCCACCGGAGGCUCGUUCUUUGUCAUCCAAGCCGAUAAGCUAGGAAGCCAUGCCGGGCAACCAUGCAUACGCGUCCUUGAUGUGCACCGUCCUGGGGUCCAUUUUCGAGGUGUUCUUCAUGUGCUUUAUGGGGUGGAUGUUAUCUCGCAAGCACGUCCUUGACAAAACGACUGUAAAGAAAGUGAACUUGAUCAAUCUUGAAGGAGCUUUGGAUUAUCCCUCUCUGGUUUGUCACUGUCUCUAUCGUGUCCGGGGCGGUUUCGUGGUUCAUGGCCACUACCCUUGGGCUCACGAAGUCGCAGCGCAAUUUCUGCGUGGCAGCAGCAAUGUUUAACAGCACAGACUCACUGCCGAUAGCCCUCAUGCAGAGUUUAGUUCUUACAGUCAGUGACCUCAAAUGGACUUCGGAUGAUACCAUGGAAGCGA
Messenger RNA from Cantharellus anzutake, 431 nucleotides. RefSeq lists its product as uncharacterized. NCBI's taxonomy places the organism in Eukaryota, Fungi, Basidiomycota, Agaricomycetes, Cantharellales, Hydnaceae. The record is from RefSeq and is a predicted model, not a curated record. The coding region runs from base 55 to 339 and encodes 94 amino acids. The transcript has 5 exons.